Molecule: messenger RNA, 1418 nt
Organism: Syngnathus acus (greater pipefish)
Lineage: Eukaryota; Metazoa; Chordata; Actinopteri; Syngnathiformes; Syngnathidae
Gene: mad2l1
Product: MAD2 mitotic arrest deficient-like 1 (yeast)
Exons: 5
Coding region: 143-754 (203 amino acids)
Biological process (GO): mitotic spindle assembly checkpoint signaling
Cellular component (GO): cytoplasm; kinetochore; nucleoplasm
Source: RefSeq, a predicted model, not a curated record
CCACGCAUGCGCAGUAGUCUAUAGGCAGGCCAUUUUCAAACAAAACCGCGGGCAGCAUUUUAGCAAUUUUAACAAGAAAGAAACCUCGACGAACGUUUGUUGAAGCGUUUAGGACAAAAACAGACGAAAAUCAAACCACACAAUGACCAGCACACUCAAAGGAAUUACUCUCAAAGGAAGCGCGGAGCUUGUGGCUGACUUCUUUUCUUUUGGUAUCAACAGCAUCUUGUACCAGCGUGGCAUUUAUCCUCCGGAGCAAUUCACCAGAGUGAGCCAGUAUGACAUGAGCCUUCAAGUCACCUCGGAUCCUGAACUAAAGAACUACCUCGAUAGUGUGGUGUCGCAGCUCAAAGAGUGGCUCCUCAACUGCACGGUGCAGAAGCUGGUGUUGGUGAUCACAUGUCUGCAAACCAACGAGGUAUUGGAACGCUGGCAGUUUGAUAUAGAGUGCGACAAGUCGGCCAUGGAGUGCAGUAGUGCCCCUCGAGAAAAGCCCAUUCAAACCAUCCAGGGUGAGAUCCGCUCAGUUCUUAGGCAGAUAACCGCCUCCGUGACCUUCCUGCCCCUGCUGGAAACGCCGUGUAGCUUCAACCUCCUGAUCUACACCGACAGAGACCUCGCCAUUCCCGAUAAGUGGGAGGAGUCCAACCCGCACUGCAUCAGCGACCCGGAGGAGGUGCGCCUGCGCUCGUUCACCACAACCAUCCACAAGGUGUGCAGCAUGGUCACUUACAAGAAGACGUGCUCGCUUUAAAAUGGGGUUUCAAACCCGGGGUGGGCCACAACACCCCAAAUUCAAUCCCACUCACACAUACAGUAAUAAACAUUUUUUUUUUUCAUGUUUACUGUGGUAUUUAUGAAGUCAGACACCCCUGCUUUAACGCAAUUAGCUAGGACUUUUUGAAGCAUUCUUAAAAUAAGCAUGAGGAGGUAGGCAUUAAAGACCCCCCACCACAAAAAAAAAACUGAAAUCAACACGUUUCACAGAAUUUAUUUAAUGGGGCAACGUCGACGGAGAGGUAGGUCCAAAACAUUAUAUCGUAACCGAUUACAAAAAUCUGAAUUCAAUCACUGUGUACAUUUCCAAAAAAUGCAUUUGUGACUUGACAAGGCAGUGGAGAAAAAAAAAAAACGUUUUUUUUUUUAAUUAGUAUGAAAAAUAACAAUUUCAAAAUUUCUUCUGGAAAAGUGCUUUAAAAAAGACAAUAUACAUUUAGCUAAUAAAUAUAUUAAACAAAUAAAUACGCAAGGCUGACUGUACUUGUGAGCGUGACACUCUUGUAGUGUGUAGAUAUAAUCUGCAUCCCAAUGUACAUUUACUUUUGUCCAUAUCUGUAAUCUGUGAGUUUAAAGCCACUCGGUGCAAAAAUAAUAAAUAGAUUCUGUACUGUAAUGACUAAAUAAAAAGACAACAGUGA